AUUCCUGUUGUUUUCCCCCGGUACAAUAACGGAAACGCGGAUAUCAUUGUCAUAACUGCCUAAAAGGGUAUAUUGACAAUACAAUACGUGUCAUUUCCUUUCUGGGUCGUGCUUUCCUAUCACAACCCGGGCGGAAUGACAGACUCCGCCGCUGCACCGGACCAAACGGAGAAGGAGAAGUGGGGAAGAGUCCUCCUUUGUGGUGGUACAAACUGGCUCGCUCUAGGGAAGAAGGGCCUUCCCGCUGAUCCAGAAUAUCCCGACUUGCCCUUGCCCCACACGCUUCGCUCACUGUCCAACGUCAAAGCUACUGGAGUAUACACCUCUCACUCAGGAUGCCACGUGAUCGUUCUCGAUGUCGCCGGCGCUGCCUACCUCUUCGGGCGAAAUACCUCGUCCUGCCUAGGCGUCCCACACACCUCCCGCCCCUUCAUCUCCCAGUACACCCCCCUCCGCUUACUCCCGACCGACGUCGGUGCUGCCCCUGGUACAAAGUUCGUAUAUGCGGCUUGUGGGCGCGCACAUAGCGUGCUCGUAGGGGACGAGGGGAGCGUCUGGACCGCGGGGCUCAAUGCGCAUGGGCAGUGUGGGCAUCCUGCGGGGGGAGAGAUGGGUACGUGGAAGCUCAUCACCGGUGGGUGGGCGAGGGCCAAAGUCGGAGAGAAAGCAGUCCAAGCUUCUGCGGGAGUCAAUUUCACCCUCGUUCUGACUGAGAACGGGAAGGUGUAUGCGUUCGGCAGCGGAGAGCACGGGCAGCUCGCGAACGGACGGACAGGGGAGCGGAUCGCCCAGGCAAACAAGACGACGUACGACAUUGAGGAUGAACCUAUACCGGUCAGGGGUCCUCUCGAAGACAAGGUGACCACCCAGGUCGCCUGUGGACAACAGCACGCGAUAGCCCUGACAUCGGACGGACUGGUCUACGUCUGGGGCUUCAACGGUUACUGCCGGCUCGGCCUUGGCCAUCCGAAGGACAUGCUUAUUCCCACCCUGGUACCUCAAUAUGCCGGCCCGAACGUCCUUAUGCGCGCCGCAUUCGUAGCUGCGGGACCGACGAGCACGAUCGUUAUCGAUCGUCAGAAGAUGCUCCAGAUGGCGGGAAAGUUUAAGACGAGCGGAGCGGGCAGCGUCGGGCAGCCAUUUAGCACGUUCAGGUAUUUCCCUGAGAUUCAAGGGUGCAAGGUCCUCCUAGCCGCUGCGGGUGGUGUGACCCAUUUCGCCACCGCCGUGGACGAGGACGCUGGCCCAGGAGGCGUAAUGACGAUUGCCUGGGGGCAGAAUGCGAUCAACUCCGAGCUCGGACUAGGUGAAGGGCAGCCAAAGUCCACUCCCAAGCCCGUGCGUAUGGAAACACUCAACGGAAUCGACGUGUUUGCCCUUGCCGCUGGACAGAACACCAGUUUCUUCCUCGCCCGGCCGAACGAGGCGUUGCUUGACCUCCCUAGGUUUCCCGACGCUGUCCCUGCCCCGAAUCUCUGUGUGGUGUGUAACGAAGACCGGGAAGCGAGCGGGGAGGAAGCGCUCGAGUGCGAGAAGUGUGAUACGCCUUAUCAUUUGGGCUGCCUCGACCCGCCGCUGAAGAGUAUCCCCGAGGGACAGUGGUUCUGCCCUAAGUGUGCGAACGAGUUCGAGGACGUCCUCCCCCUCCCCGGUGCGAAGAAGUCGGCCGGGCUACCAAAAGCGGACGAAGAGCCGAAGAAGAAAGGUAGGUUAGCGAAGAGGAAGGCCGAGGAUGAGGAGGGAGAUGGAGGUGGGGGAGAGGCGAAGAAAGCUAAGGUUGCGAAGAAAUGAGCGGGAAAUGACCUUGUAGCAUGGCUGUGUGUUUAGGUGGGUUGAUCUGUGGAAAGGAGGUUCGUUCUCUUCCAGUCCGGUUUAUUCAUGUCCUCGUUGUAUUACUGUAACCUUUCCCGUGCAUAAUUCUUGUUCUUCCACUCGUUGUCGUCUAUAGCCCGCUGCGUUCCUAACGACGCCUUUAUU
Molecule: messenger RNA, 1977 nt
Organism: Dacryopinax primogenitus
Lineage: Eukaryota; Fungi; Basidiomycota; Dacrymycetes; Dacrymycetales; Dacrymycetaceae
Product: RCC1/BLIP-II
Exons: 9
Coding region: 136-1791 (551 amino acids)
Source: RefSeq, a predicted model, not a curated record